This is a messenger RNA of Andrographis paniculata, 2394 nucleotides long. Its product is annotated as auxin transporter-like protein 2. Gene Ontology annotation, cellular component: plasma membrane. The transcript is spliced from 9 exons. The coding region runs from base 564 to 2021 and encodes 485 amino acids. The record is from RefSeq and is a predicted model, not a curated record. NCBI's taxonomy places the organism in Eukaryota, Viridiplantae, Streptophyta, Magnoliopsida, Lamiales, Acanthaceae.
ACACACACAUGGAUGAGCUCCUUUCACGGCAGCAGAAAGUCCCCUUUUCCCCACUUUUGCAAUAACUCCUUUUUAUUCUCAUUUUUGGCCUCUGCAAAACGCUUUUAUAAGAGCUCUGCUUUCAUUUUUCAGGCCAGAGUUUGGUGCUUUUUAGGCCCUCUCGCCGCCUUCCAGCCGCAGCUGCAGAGAGAUUUUCCCACACACUCACUAUAUAGCUCUGCUCAAUGCAAUAACGAUUUGUGGCCUAGCAUUUAAUUCAAUUGCAGGUUCCUUCCUACUAGUUUCUGUCUUGACCUUUACCUCUACCUCCACCUCCACCUCCACCUCUACCUCUGCUGCGACUGUCCAUUAAUCAAAUCCCUGGUGCCUUUUUCUAGCCAUACUUGGUCUUAGUGGGGGUGGGUCACAUAUACCCGGACUUGGAUCAAUCAAGCAAGCGAUUGCUUAAAUAUUAACUUGCUGGGUGGUUUAGUGAUCUGGGAUCGAUCUGGGUUUUAGAAAAGGACUCAUCAAACCGUAGUAAGAUCUGCCAUAAUUCCUUCGAGUAGCGAAAAUCGAAGACAAUGUUGGGUGAAAAGCAAGCAGAAGAAGCCAUUGUCUCCAACUUCAAUGAAACCGAACGCGACAGCGGCGGCAAGGAGGAGGAUGUCGCCGCCGAGGACCACUCCUUUUUCAGCCUGAAAAACGCCCUCUGGCACGGCGGCUCCGCCUGGGACGCCUGGUUCAGCUGCUCCUCCAAUCAAGUUGCGCAAGUGUUGCUGACACUUCCCUAUUCUUUUUCACAACUUGGAAUGCUCUCUGGAAUCGUCUUCCAAAUUUUCUACGGAUUGCUCGGCAGCUGGACAGCGUACCUUAUCAGUGUUCUAUACGUCGAGUAUCGAAGUCGCAAGGAGAAAGAAGGCGUCAGCUUCAAAAAUCACGUCAUUCAGUGGUUCGAAGUGCUGGACGGGUUACUUGGGCCAUACUGGAAAGCAGCAGGACUGGCAUUCAACUGCACAUUCCUUCUAUUUGGAUCUGUCAUCCAACUCAUAGCCUGUGCCAGCAAUAUAUACUACAUAAAUGACCACUUGGACAAAAGGACAUGGACGUACAUAUUUGGAGCUUGCUGUGCCACCACUGUGUUCAUCCCCUCCUUUCACAACUACAGAAUCUGGUCCUUUUUGGGGCUCGGGAUGACCACCUACACCGCCUGGUACUUGACCAUAGCUGCUCUUGCUCAUGGCCAGGUUGAAGGUGUGCAGCACUCUGGUCCAAAAAAGCUAGUGCUCUACUUCACCGGCGCUACCAAUAUUCUCUACACAUUUGGUGGACAUGCUGUCACAGUGGAAAUAAUGCAUGCCAUGUGGAAACCACAGAAGUUCAAGUAUAUAUACUUAUUGGCCACGCUGUAUGUUUUCACAUUAACCCUGCCGUCGGCGACCGCCGUCUACUGGGCGUUCGGCGAUCAGCUCCUCAACCACGCCAACGCCUUCUCCCUCCUCCCCAAGUCCGGCUGGCGCGACGCCGCCGUCAUCCUCAUGCUCAUCCACCAGUUUAUUACAUUUGGAUUCGCAUGCACUCCGCUGUACUUUGUGUGGGAGAAAGUGAUCGGAAUGCACGACACUCGAAGCAUAUGCGUGAGGGCACUGGCGAGGCUGCCGGUGGUCAUUCCCAUAUGGUUCCUCGCCAUUAUCUUCCCCUUCUUCGGGCCCAUCAAUUCCGCCGUCGGCGCCCUUCUCGUCAGCUUCACUGUCUAUAUCAUUCCCGCCUUGGCCCAUAUGCUCACUUACCGGAAAGCCUCUGCUCGUCAGAAUGCUGCAGAGAAGCCUCCAUUCUUCAUGCCGAGCUGGACGGCGAUGUAUGUCCUGAACGCCUUUGUGGUGAUAUGGAUCUUUGUAGUCGGGUUCGGGUUUGGCGGGUGGGCAAGCCUCACCAAUUUCGUGAAGCAAGUCGACACCUUUGGCCUCUUCGCCAAGUGCUAUCAAUGCAAGCCGCCGCCUCCUACGCAUCCAACGGCUGCUGCGCCGCCACCUCACCAUUGAUCCGACGACCACGAGGGUGGUUACUAUUUUCAUCACAGGCCAGAAACAACAUCAGUUUACUAAUAAUAGCUUUUUUUAUUUUUCUCUUCAUCUUUCUACCUUCUAUUUUUUUUUUUUGUAAUAUAAAAUAGUUGCAUUAUUUGCGUUUGCUUCCGAUUGUGUGGUUUUCAUAUAUUAUAUAUAUAUAUUUUCUUUUUUAAGACCAAAAAAAGAAAAAAGAGGUUUUUUUUUUUUUAAUUUAAAAAUUGUUAGGCGAGCAUUAUUAUUAGAGUUGUGAAUGUGAUUUGUUGUUGGUUCCCUUUGCUUGUUGAAGCAUGGAGCUAAAUUAAUUGAAAUCAAUCAAUGCAAGUUAGCAUAUCAUGCUUUUUAUCUU